CUCUCUCUCUCUCACUCUCUCUCUCCGUGGCAUUUAUUAUUAAAGGAGAGGCUGCCUCCUUUCCCCGUGUAGUGAAAGGACUUGUCCGCUUGCCACGACCUGCUGAGGGGCUGCACGAGCAACGUCGUCAACAUGAUAUCUGCGGUGAAGCUCAACACCGGAGCGGAGAUGCCCAUUGUGGGUCUGGGAACCUGGAGGGCGGAACAAGGAAAGGUGGUCGAGGCAGUAAAAGUGGCCAUAAGCGCCGGCUACAGGCACAUCGACGGCGCCCUGGUGUACCAGAAUGAAGAGGAAGUCGGUGCUGGGAUCCGUGCAAUGAUUGAUCAAGGAGUGGUCAAGAGGGAAGACCUGUUCAUUGUCAGCAAGCUGUGGUGCACCUUCCACCUUCCAUCUCUUGUGAAGGGAGGGUGUGAGAAGACUCUGAGAGACCUGAAACUGGACUACGUGGACCUGUACCUCAUGCACUUCCCUAUGGGAGCCAAGCCAGGUGAUAACUUUUUUCCUUUAGAUGAACACGAACAGAUCAUUUCUGAUGAUAGCAACUUCUUGGAUACUUGGGAGGCUAUGGAAGAGCUGGUGGAUGCUGGGUUGGUCAAAGCAAUCGGCAUCUCCAACUUUAACAAAGACCAGAUUGAAGCCUUGCUCAACAAACCAGGCCUCAAGUACAAGCCCGCCAACAACCAGAUUGAGUGUCACCCGUACUUGACCCAAGUGAAGCUGAUCGACUACUGCCACUCGAAGGGAAUUUCAGUGACGGCCUACAGCCCCCUGGGUUCCCCUGACAGACCCUGGGCUUCAACUGAAGAAGCCUCUCUGCUCGAGGACCCGAAGAUCAAGGCCAUCGCUGACAAGUACAACAAGACUCCAGCACAGGUGCUCAUGAGGUUCCACACCCAGAGGAAUGUGAUCGUUAUCGCAAAGUCAGUAACGCCCCAUCGAGUCAAGGAAAAUGUCCAGUUGUUUGACUUUGAGUUGAGCGAAGAAGACAUGAAGACCAUGCUGAGCUUGGACAGGAAUUGGAGAGGAUUCCCAAUGCCAUGGGCGACCAAACACAAAGACUUCCCCCUGAAUACAGAAUACUAACAUGCAAUACAAUGGACGGCACCUUCUGCUGUGCAUCUAUUCUUAUAAUUCAGAUGUUACGUGUUGUGAUAACAAACUAACUUGUUUAGAAAGACAGAGACUGAAGAAGGACGUAAUUAUACUGAGCUUUAGCUGGAUCUAUGAUCUCCUCUCUCAUUAAAUUAUCAAAUGGUUGUAGGUUAGGUUUACAAGGGACAAACGGGGCGUGGAAGUUGUCUCUACAAAAGUAAAACACAAAUUGAAUGACACUUUCACAACUUUCCCUUUUUUGUAAGCUUGUAACACGAGCGAUGUGCACAUAUUUGGGAAUGUGGACCGUUUAUGUGAGCUGCAUCGUGAUGAUCAAAGCCUGACAGUUUGGGCUAAGAAGAAGAUCAGAUUAUUUGUUACGCUUGUUAAUAGGUGGUCAUCCUUUGUUAUCACAAGUAUUCUGUCAGACUCCGGUACUUAUGCUGUAUUAAUUGAUCUUUUGAAGUUCCUGUAAAAAAAAAAACUUCCUGCAGGCAUUUUGCAGUAUAAUAAACUUGCCUAAAAUCUGAAUUGGACCAUACCACUACAGCAAUACAAAUGAAGUAUUUGAGCCGAUGACAUUUUUUGGGGUUAAACCAUCUGUGCUCCUACGUCUUCAUGACAUAAGCUUGGGUCUCAAGAUCAUUCUGCCGAUAAACCUUUUCAGACAUGAACUCCAAACAUAUGAAGAACGCAGCAGGAGAUUCUCUGGGUCAGAAAUGUUCACAACAGAAUCAUCUCCACGUAAUCUCCUGCUGUGUUCUCAUAAGGACUUGCUGGGACAUUCUCUGGAGUUCUUUGGGGGCUCUUAGGAGAUACAGCAGAAUAUGACUAAUCUCUACGUUCACACAUGCAGCCCUCUAAACUACAUUUCAUGUGCCUUAAAAGUGAAGCAUUCCCUAUCGUACUACAUUUAUGUUGGCUAUAUUUGUGUGUAUGUUUAUACCUUCGUGUGUGUUGGUCCCACCACUGCAGGUUUCGGCAGCUCAUUGCUGUAUCUGCUGGAUGAAUCUGAAAAAAACUUGCACCAACUAUUUUUCUGCCGCAGGACUUUAUUAAAAAUAAAAACAGCUGACAGGGGAA
Molecule: messenger RNA, 2175 nt
Organism: Platichthys flesus (European flounder)
Lineage: Eukaryota; Metazoa; Chordata; Actinopteri; Pleuronectiformes; Pleuronectidae
Product: aldo-keto reductase family 1 member B1-like
Exons: 10
Coding region: 133-1083 (316 amino acids)
Cellular component (GO): cytosol
Molecular function (GO): aldose reductase (NADPH) activity
Source: RefSeq, a predicted model, not a curated record